Molecule: messenger RNA, 3110 nt
Organism: Limanda limanda (common dab)
Lineage: Eukaryota; Metazoa; Chordata; Actinopteri; Pleuronectiformes; Pleuronectidae
Gene: vps26a
Product: VPS26, retromer complex component A
Exons: 9
Coding region: 71-1057 (328 amino acids)
Biological process (GO): retrograde transport, endosome to Golgi; intracellular protein transport
Cellular component (GO): retromer complex; endosome
Source: RefSeq, a predicted model, not a curated record
CUCACAGCACGGAGCGAGGCUAUUAGCUGUUAGCUGCCAGCUGUUAGCUUCCACUGUCCAGACGGCCGACAUGAGUUUCCUGGGAGGUUUGUUUGGGCCGGUGUGUGAGAUUGAUGUGCUGCUGAACGAUGCUGAGAACAGAAAGACUGCUGAGUUGAAGACAGAAGAGGGGAAAGUGGAGAAACACUACCUGUUCUACGAUGGAGAGUCUGUGUCGGGGAAGGUGAAUCUAAAUGUGAGGCAGGGAGGAAAGCGACUCGAGCAUCAGGGCAUCCGCAUCGAGUUUGUGGGACAGAUAGAGCUGUUCUCUGAUAAGAGCAACACUCAUGAAUUUGUGGACUUGGUGAAAGAGUUAGCGCUGCCUGGAGAACUCACUCAGAACAGAAGCUACGACUUCGAGUUCAUGCAGGUGGAGAAGCCCUACGAGUCCUACACUGGAGCCAACGUCCGGCUAAGGUAUUUCCUCAGGGUGACAAUAGUUCGUCGUCUGUCUGACUUAGUGAAGGAAUACGAGUUAAUUGUCCACCAGUUAGCCACGUACCCAGAUAUCAACAACUCAAUCAAGAUGGAGGUCGGCAUUGAAGACUGUCUUCACAUCGAGUUCGAGUACAAUAAAUCCAAAUACCACCUCAAGGACGUGAUUGUUGGGAAGAUCUACUUCCUGCUGGUCAGGAUCAAGAUCCAACACAUGGAGCUGCAGCUCAUCAAGAAGGAGAUGACAGGCAUUGGUCCCAGUACUACGACUGAGACGGAGACUGUUGCAAAGUAUGAAAUCAUGGAUGGAGCUCCAGUUAAAGGAGAAUCAAUCCCCAUCAGACUGUUCCUGGCAGGAUAUGACUUGACAGCCACCAUGAGGGACGUCAACAAGAAGUUCUCUGUGCGCUACUUCCUUAAUCUGGUGCUGGUGGACGAAGAGGAUAGAAGAUACUUUAAACAACAGGAGGUUGUUCUGUGGAGAAAAGCCCCAGAGAAGAUUAGGAAAAGAAACUUCCAUCAGCGCUAUGAGUCGCCCGAGCCCCGAACCCAGCCGGUCACUGCAGAGCAGCCAGAGAUGUGAGCGCGAUAUCAUGAACUAAGAACACACACAGACACACCCCAACUCUUCACUGCUGAACCGCCAGAGGUGUGAGAGCUGCCCCAAUAUCUCCUGGGACUGAGAAAUGUCUGUAUCCAUGAAUACACAUAACAUACCUUCAGAUAUCCCCCCUUAAACCACCUCACAGCUUCUGAUGUGAGCUGUCCUGCCACCACCUCUGUCCCCCCCAGGACUGAAAACACUCGCAUACAGACGCACAAGUCUGCUGAAUGCUCAAUAUCAAGGCAGGAGUGCAAAUCUAACCAACCCAUGAAAGGAACAGUGAGGCAGCCGGUUUGAUCCAGGCGUCUCGGACUGAAAACGCACAUGCUCAAACACACACACACACACACACACACACAGGUGAAGCCAUAGAGUUUCCGUUUGCUGAAUGAAACUGGAGAAAAGACAGAAGAGAUGUGAUAUCUACACACGAGCACCACGCCGCUUAUGGCUUUCUUCUGCAACAGGAGCUUCUUUCGGUUGCAUGUUUGGACGGCACUUAUCCAGGAGGUUCUCCGGUAUCCUCCAUCCCAACCCCCUACAAAAUGAUGUGUUUCUUUUUAUCUAUAUGGGCUACUAAGUGAUUAAGUGCACAAGUCAUGGGGAUCAGCUUGAAUACACUACAUGACGGCCUGAGUCGGCACAUGAGCUCUAUAUUUAUACAUGAGUUUGAAUAAUGACACCACUGUACUCUCGCUCAUCCUUACGCUGCUAUGUUUUAUUUAAUUCUGCUAACUGCUUGUUUCAAGUCAAAUCUCAACUUAAUUUUCAAAUCCACUUUGGUUUCAUACAGAAAAGGUUUCAACUCAUUGCCAACAUUAUGAAUUCAGUGUCAUUCAUUUCAUUAAAUUACUAUUAUAUAGAGCUGCAGCUAAUCUGUGAGAGAGAUGUGUGUUCUCAUUGAGUCUGUUUAACUGAACAGAAAAUGUUUAUCUGUAACUUGGUGUCAGUUCACAUUAAUAGAUGAAAGAAAUGCAUUGUCUUCCAUUUCUGAAAUGUAAAGCUUAAAACAAAUUGAAAGGUGAUGAAGUUGCCUGAAAACUGCAAUUCUGUCUUCACCGCACGAUUAACGAUUUACAUUUUCAAUGGAGCGAUGAAAUGAUGCUCGCCACAAUCAGCAGACGGCAGUUCCACUCUUGUCACUUUCACCUUAUUUUUUACAAGGUGAACUAUCCUUUUUUUCAAGCUGGUUUGGUAGACCUAGAAAACUAAUGUAAUAUACGACUCAUGCCUGCUGUUGUAAGCACUGCAGGGCGUGCAGCAUCAAUAUACUGUAAAACCCAAUUAUGUUCCACUGUGAUGCUCAGACCGGCAGCUUAGGUCCAGCUUUAAAGACACACUCCUACACGCACAUGGUUUGGGGGUGUAACCAGUCCAGUGUUCGGGGUCUAUUCGCCCGUACGCUCUGAUCUGUGGCCAGUUUUGCAUGUUUCCCUUUGGAUGCUUAACUCUGUAUAAAGGGGCAUGGAAGCUGAAAUGAAACAUCACUCAAGGAAAACUUCACCACCGAGCUCUCCUGUCUGUAAUGGAAAAUAUACUGUCAUUUAUAUAUCACUACUUAUUUUAAUUGAAUUUCCUAAUACAAUAUGUUGUUUCUUUUCUUUUCUCUUUUUGGACGUGCAACUCAUGCUCCCAUAAAUGUCUGAACACUCAGAGCUACAACUCAGUUUUUCUUCGGUUCCUUCACGCGAGUGUUGACCUUUGUAGUUUGAUGUUCCUUUGUCUGGGAACAGUGUUAUUUAUUUUCAGUUAUUGCUUUGUAUCUCUGCCUGUCAGGUUUAUCAGAUAUGUUUUCUGUCUUUCUGAACACGGUGCAGGUAGGGUUUGUUUGGUGUUCUUUAAAAAAUAAUGAAGAAACACUUAAAUGCCAAAACUCUCUGCCCCUGUCUUAUCUACUGCAUGUAUCUUUACACGAUGUCGAAUCAUGCUGUCAAUGUGUGUGUGGGAUUGAGAGAGACAAUGUGUGUGUGUAUAUACACCGAACCCAAAUAUAUAGCUGAAAAAACAGUGAAUAAAGCAAAUUUAUACUGAU